AUGAGAUACUAAAUAAAGUAAGGAGAAAUAAAUAAAAAUACAAAUAAUAUGAUCACAUAAAGAAUAAAUAAACAUAAAUUUAAAAGGCAAUAAGACAAUUUGGAUUAAGAAACAGAAAUUACAAUUUAUAAUAUCUAUUUAAUGAUAAAAUUUCGCGAUUGGGGUUUAAUAAAGCCUAAUCCAGUAACGAAAUGUUUUGCUUAAUAAUUUUAAUAUUGA
This is a messenger RNA of Paramecium tetraurelia, 219 nucleotides long. RefSeq lists its product as uncharacterized. NCBI's taxonomy places the organism in Eukaryota, Ciliophora, Oligohymenophorea, Peniculida, Parameciidae. The record is from RefSeq and is a predicted model, not a curated record. The transcript is spliced from 2 exons.